AUGGACACAUUCUACCACACUGCGGAAGGGGUCGUUAAUACUGCCCAACAAAAUUUGAACGGCGGUGUUUUUACAUUUGUUCUAGAGCAGCUAACAGACUCGCCCGAGUUCCUCCACAAUUUGCAUUUACAACCGUUUUCUGCACAUUUUUUCAAAGUAAUAAGCUCUGGUGGAUUUUUGACGGGGAUAUUUUUUGGCUUCCUCUGGUGCAUUGGCCUUUUAGCUGGUUUUAUUCAUAUAUGGUGGCUGAGGCGUCGCAACAAAACCGGUAUGAUAGCGCUACAUGGAGUAAAAGCGCAAACCUCUGCCAAUGUAUGCAAAAAAGAUGGAGCAAACUCCCCUAAAAAGUCGAAUUUAUUCCUCCGGAGCCGCCAAAUGCAAUCAAAUUGGGUCUGUAUCGCAUCUCAAUGUGUUACAUUCACAACACUGAUAGCUCUUCUUUUCCUAUUAUGCAUUCUUGGUUUCGUCACAAGUUACUCACUUCAUACAUCCCUAAUUUUUAAAGCAACUCCUUCACAAUCCUUGCAGAACCCAAAAUUUAUGUUCAGCAACAGUGGCUUCUUUCCUGGCAUAGCAUCGGCUCUUCAAAGUGCACGGAUGUAUAUUACAGAAUUUCUUCAUGAAGUUCGGAUUUCAACAAAACCAGCUGUCGACAAUCUUAUAAAAGCGACUGUUGAAAUGCAAAACAGAACUACACAGGAUUUUACAGCUCUUCUGUUCAAUAUGCUCGGCAUUGACAGAGCGUUUGACCUUGGAGACAAGCUAGGAACUCACACUGUCAGUUUGCUCAAUUUAGUUACUCCACUGAAACGCCAUUUGAUCGAAUACACGGAUACUAUUUCCUCACUCAGCAUGGCUAUUGCCAGAUGGAAUGGGUACAUGGAACAGCUCCAUGUGGAAAAAAAUGCGACUGUUACGAAAUCAUGCGAAGCAAAUGCAGAAUGCGAUUUGCCCACACUCGCAUUGGCAGAUGUGACAGUUAGCUCGAAUUGGCGUCUUUCCCAAUUCGAUUUUGUGAUUGCUCUUAACUUUGUGACAGACGCACAAAAUCGAACUCCUGAGGUGAUAGAGGAACAAAUGAAGUCUGCCCGCCUUUUGGCUGCACGUCAGCUAAAAAACACGAUGGAAAGGAUGCGUGUGGAAAUUGAUGUACCUGGUUCUUUGCGAAACUUAACCGAACAAAGUUGGAUAAAGAUUGCGGAGAAUUUGAACGGUGCAAUUGGACAAAUAGACAAUAUUACUGACACUAUUCCUAAGAAAUUCCAUGCCAUGGUUGCUGUUGGAUCAAAUUACCUGUUUGCUGCAUGUUGUCUGAUUUGGAUUAUCAUGGUAUCUAUUGCACUUGGAACAUCAGUGCUUCUUUUCCAUUUUCACUGUGUCAAUGCUGCAAUUAAACCUCAAAACAGACGAAAAAUCCGUUGUGUUACAUCUUUUGUUCUCCUGAUGCUUAUUUUCUGCAUUUUUGCCUCUUGCAGCCUCUUCCUUGUUUCCGGAUACGCACAUACAGAAUUUUGCCGAUAUAUUAGUCCUGAUCGUGCAGUUAUGGAGACAUCAGUUGGAGGAUUGCGAGGUCCUCGAACCUCUUUUGUUUUGGAUACUCAUGUGAACGCCUUUCUAGAUCGAAAUUGGGCCAACAUUGUUAAAAUGGUAAGGGAAAUGAAUAGCCAAAGAGAAGGACUUGAAAUACCCAUUCCAAAGAUAAGAAGCCCUCUUUAUGCCCUAAAUGUGGCCUGCAAAGAAAACGCCGGAAUAUUGGAUGCUUUUGGAGCACUGGAAGACUUCAAUUUUUCUGUAUUCAACAAACCAGAAAUCACAAACAAAUUUGUCGACAAAGGAAGGAGCAUAAUGCGGGAUACCCUGCUAGAACUCAAUGCAACUGAGAUGUUCCCACCAGCUCUGACAGAAUCUGUCCAACUGGCAUCCCGUCUGGAUGACUUCCUUAUUCCCUUUGAUAAGGUGAGACGAGAGCUGCCAAGGGACUUUUUAAACGUCACUUCACAAAACAAAACGAUGCUCAUGUCGGGAUCAGAGUUGGCUCACUUGUGGCGGGAAUAUUAUGCAUUUCUUAAUAAAAGCAACUUGUCCUCCGAAACUCUUACUCGAGCCGAUGAACUGGCAAGCAUUGUUUUCAAUCUUUCCUCCGGAAUCAAAAUUUUACUCGAGUCUGUGGAUGAGAGCCUUCAAAGGUUGGGAAAGUUACAGAAAAUUGGUUCAACUGUGCUAGAACUUCAGAGGAUAUUUGAAAGUCUGAUUAAUCAACUCAGAAAUAGGGAGGAACUGGUGAAGAAAGCUAUGAAUUUGUACGAUUCUCACGUUGCAAGAGACUUGCCAAAGAAGGUCGAGGCCAUAAUAUCUCAAUAUGGUCCACCACUAAUACGAGAAGUUGGGCACUGCAGAAAGCUGCACGAUGCUUAUGCAGUAGGUGUCUCGGCAAUCUGUGAUCUUGUAGUUGAACCCCUAAAUGGUGUGUGGUUCUUCUCUGGCCUCUGUGUCCUCCUCUCAACCAUGCUGAUUUCUUUUGGAUCAUUCCUUCUGCUACACAAAAUUCGCUCCUUUUCGCACGUCACGAUUGGCGGUAGUGAACCUCUGCGUAUCACCACCCACGAUCAAGAGUCCAUAAAACCUGGUCAAGUUCGUUCCUCUGUAAACGGAGUAAGGGUUGUUCAGCCUCCCGGAAUUCAUGCACUCAUUCGAGGACGAGAGGCUGGACCAGCAUAA
Messenger RNA from Hydatigera taeniaeformis, 2718 nucleotides. The record is from the annotation of a GenBank genome assembly. NCBI's taxonomy places the organism in Eukaryota, Metazoa, Platyhelminthes, Cestoda, Cyclophyllidea, Taeniidae.